AUGGUCUGCGGUGGAAUGGAUAGUGUGAUCAAUGGUGAUUUGAGCUCUGGUUUCGAGAAUUUAACAUGUGUACGGUGUCAUGAUGGCUUCGAUUUGAAUGAACAAAUUGUAAAUUCUUCCGGACAAGUGUGGCAUUCUGAUUGUUUCGUUUGUUCGCAAUGUUUCGAGCCAUUUCCGGAUGGGAUAUAUUUCGAAUUUGACGGGCGAAAAUACUGUGAGCAUGACUUUCACGUAUUGUAUGCGCCGUGCUGCAAUAAAUGUAACGAAUUUAUUGUGGGCCGAGUAAUAAAGGCAAUGAACGCAAAUUGGCAUCCGCAGUGUUUCCGAUGCGAAUUAUGUAACAAGGAACUUGCUGAUAUCGGAUUUUUGAGGAAUUGUGGAAGAGCGCUUUGUCGUGAAUGUAAUGAGCGAGAAAAGGAAGCAGGUCGAGGUCGUUAUGUAUGUCAUAAAUGCAAAGGCAUUAUUGAAGAUGGUGGCCAUAUUAAAUAUCAUGGCGAUAGCUUCCAUCCAUAUCAUUUUAAAUGCAAAUGUUGCGGUGUGGAACUAGAAACAAAUUCACGUGAAGUCGGUGGAGAAUUGUAUUGUUUGAGAUGUCAUGAUACGAUGGGUAUUCCGAUUUGUGGCGCAUGCCACAGACCGAUUGAGGAACGUGUAGUUACUGCAUUAGGCAAGAACUGGCAUGUUGAGCAUUUCGUUUGUGCUGUUUGUGAAAAACCGUUUCUUGGUCAUCGUCAUUACGAGAAGAAAGGAUUAGCUUACUGCGAGCAACAUUAUCAUAAGCUAUACGGUAAUGUAUGUUUCAAAUGUGGUAAAAUAUGCAGUGGUGAAGUAUUCCAAGCGCUCAACAAAUCGUGGUGUGUUGAUUGCUUUGGUUGCAGUCUUUGCGACAAAAGAAUGGAUCAUAAGACAAAAUUUUAUGAAUUUGAUAUGAAACCAACAUGUAAACGUUGCUACGAUCGUUUUCCAACGGAAUUAAAGAAAAGAAUCAGUGACAGUUUGAAAGAACGAGAUCUAGAAAAUGAGAGAAACAAAAUGAUGUUGCAAAGGCGAUCUACGAGUCCAUUCCAACAGCAAACAAAUACCUCUAGAAGAUGA
Brugia pahangi is the source of this 1095-nucleotide messenger RNA. The record is from the annotation of a GenBank genome assembly. NCBI's taxonomy places the organism in Eukaryota, Metazoa, Nematoda, Chromadorea, Rhabditida, Onchocercidae.